ACGUUUGCGUCAACGAGAGGAGUAGAACCUGAUAACGUUGCAAAUCAACAACCACCAAUUGACUUAUGUCCAAACGAUCCUUCUAGUUCUUCAGAUGAAUAUUCAGGGAAAAAGCAAUAUGGUCAACAAGACGGUGAAACUAUUCGCAAGUUUCAAGCUAAUGAAUCUUUAUCCAAUGAACAUCAAGAACGAAAGAAGUCAGAAAACGUAAUUUCAACCGGUAUAGACCAACUAAAGAAUGCAUCCGAAUGUAAAGACUUGAUAGUACGUAUUCCUGGUUUAUAUCGUUUAUUAGACUUAUGCAAAGACGAUGGUUCGAAUGGUCUUGUCGAUAAAACGAUUAUCUCCAAGGAGUUUAUAAAGAAACUAUGCGAUGAUAUAGUUCCAUCAAGUUUUAAAUCUAUUUCUGAAAUCAAUUAUGCAGAAUUGAACUCAAUUUCUGUUCGCCUUAUUGGAUGUUACGGAAAUCGCCAUUUAAUUUCAAAACUCUUGUUGAAUUUAGAGAUUAUUGAUCAAGAAAUAUAUGACUUGCUUAUAGUUUCGCAGCCUUCUAUCGACAAUUCAAAUUUACGUCCUGGUAUUUAUUUACUGGUUGUGAAUUCAGAUUUUGGUUUAGUUAUUCAUUGGCCCGAAGUAGGAUGUUACGAGGAAAAUACUCCUUCACAAUGUAAAAAGAAUAUGACUAACCUACAUAGUGGUUCAGACGACGAUAAAGGGUUUCAUGAAUAUGAAGUCAAGAAAAGUCAGGAAGUACAGGAAGACCUUAAAUUCUGUUCCGGCUUUAAGGUGGAUUUAUCCAGUAAAAUAAAAGCUGAAUUAAUAAAUACUCAAGAAGAUGGUGUACCUUUACAUCCUAUUAUUGUUGAAUCUGCAACAAACCAAUCGUUUGUUACCCAACGAUUAAUAAAGAAGAAUUCUCGUUUUAAAGAUUUUACACCUAUUGUUACUGGAGAUGAAAUGUCACAACUACUUCAAUCCAGAUUACAAGGACGCCGAUUAUAUAUUGAUCGUGAAAGUAUGGACAUGAAAUCAUUAGAAAUUCUGAUAAUACAUGGAUUAAAAAUGGUAGAUGAACUUUUGGUACCAUAUCAUAGUGAAAUAGAAGCUGCAAAAUUACAGAAUGAAGAAAAAAAGAAACAAAAAAUUGAAAUUAUGAAAAAGGAUAGUGAAAUAAUUUUAAAUUUGGCAUGGAAAAAAUCACGUGAUCGUUAUAGGCCUUUUGAAGAGUUUGAAAGUAAACUUGCGAAAAUUACGCCUUCACGGGAAAAUAUAAUUCAUAUAAGCGAUAAGGAAGGUCAAAUUGAUGAAGUAACUAAAAUCAAUUCCAAAAAUUGGAAUAAAUUGAAAAGUCGAUAUAUUUUAACUUCGACAAUUAUUUUUGAUAUAUUGGAAAUGACUAAAGAAUCUGCAAUACAAGUUUUUUAUAAUGUAUUCGAAGAAACCGAUCAAAAAUCAUUCAUUUAUCGUCUCUCUUUUAAAAAAUUUAAUAUAAAUUCUGUUCAACAGAUUAUAAAGUCCAAAAAUCUGGAUGUAAAUUCUGUACAAGACCUUAUUGAUUUCAAGAAUAUAUCAGAUGAAAACUUUGUACGAGAACUUAUUGAUUCUCCAUUUAUUCGAGAAGAAGGACAAAGCUUAGCAGAAGUUUUCUUUGAAGAAUACAAAAUUUGGAGAAAUUCUCUAUCUAAAAACGUUAAAAAAAUUCUGAAAGAUGAUUCUCUCUUUCAACAAUUAAAACUUUACUUUAGCGAAAAAUUUGGACAAGAGCUACAAAAAAUUGAAUCUCGUGAAUUCAAUAGAAUUUGCAAUGAGAUAGAAGAAAAAUAUCAAAAUAAUGGAACUAUGCAGAUGAAGAUAUUGCGCAUAGCAGUAUAUAACUUAUACUCUAAUGAUUUUUCGUCAUGCGAUUCUUUCUUAUUCAAUCAUAAGCUUGAAGUAAUUGAGCCAGAUCAACUUCAAAUAACAAUUUAUGAAACAUCAUUAAAAGAGUCGGAUACUUUUCAACUUCGUAAUGAAGAGCAUUAUAUUCCAAAUCCAACUUUGCUUUCAUAUAAUAUUUUUGGUCCAUUUGGCGUAACUUUUCAGAUUGAUCCUGCAAUUUACGAUUUCAAAAAAAUAUCCCAAUUUGAGAAUCGCAAAUUUCUUAUUGUGCUUUACAAUAAAAUAAACAAACAAAUUGAAUUAUACUUUGAUACUGCUCAACGGUUAGCAAAAAGUUUUAAAGCAUUCAAAGCAUUAAAUAUGGACGAUAAUUUUCUUAUUGCAAUUAAUGAACCAAUGGAAUUAAUUGCAAUAUAUAAUACAAAUAAAUUUGUGUUAAAUGUUUAUUCUUUUAACGAUGGACAAAAAUAUUUAUAUGCUCGAAAUCCAAACGUCCUGUUAAAACAAUG
Messenger RNA from Funneliformis mosseae, 2387 nucleotides. NCBI's taxonomy places the organism in Eukaryota, Fungi, Glomeromycota, Glomeromycetes, Glomerales, Glomeraceae. The record is from the annotation of a GenBank genome assembly.